GGACAAGAAUGUUCCCCGAUAGGAAAUGCCCUUUUCUGUAAUACGAUUCCUUAGUGUUACACAACAUAAGCCUUUAGUGUUGCCGUAGAAGCCAUGGAGGGCGAAGAAUAUGAUGUAGCUGUGGUUGGAGGAGGAGUGAUGGGCAGUUGUGCCGCCUACUGCCUUGCCCAAGCUGGAAAGUCUACUGUACUGAUAGAACAGUUUCCAAUCCCACACUCGCGCGGCAGUAGUUCUGGUCAGAGCCGCAUCACAAGCCUUGGAGACUAUACUUCACCUUAUAUGAAACCUAUAAUAAACCAUGGCUACAAGCAAUGGCUCAAGAUACUAGCAACUGCAGCAGCAGAUUUGUUCAGAAUGUGUCCUUUGCUUAUUAUGAGCCAAGACCAUGAAUUCAUGAAGGAAAAGGCCCAGAUAGUAAAGGACAGUGGAUUCGAUCCCUUAUGGAUUCCUGUGGAUAAAGUGAAUGAAAAGUACAAGACAAGUUUUCCGAAGGAGAGUUCAGCCCUAAUAGAUACUUCUGGUGGGAUCCUCUUUGCCCAAAAAUGUGUUCAGGAAGUCCAGAGGCUGUUCAAAGAUCUCGGAGGUGUUAUCGUCGAUGCUUGGCCUGUCACAAGCAUAGAACCUGGAGAUCCGUGGGUGCAAGUGAAGGGCCGUCGGAGUGUCAUCAGAGUCAAGAGUCUGGUGCUGUGUCCAGGACCUUGGGCAUCGGAGGUCCUCACACCUUUAGGCAUCGAUCUGCCCUUGAAGACUGUACGAUUAGGAGUAUAUUAUUGGAAGGUGAAGGAUUCCAGUUUUCCCCGCGGAACCAUUUGUGAUAUGACGGAUCCACACAAUUUCUUCUAUGCUGUUUCACCACUAGAGUACCCUGGCCUUAUUAAAGUUGGACUCCAUGAAGGUGUAGAGACAACUCCAACCACGAGAGAUAAAACAGAUAUGUCAGAUAUAAAGAUGAAAAUAUCCCAGUACAUCCAGCAGCACAUGCCAAAUAUUGAGUCAGAGCCAGCUAUUGAAGAGUCUUGCAUGUAUACGGUGACUCCUGAUGAAGAUUUUGUUAUAGAUUACCACCCAGAACAUAAAAAUAUUGUCUAUGCUGUUGGUUUUUCAGGUCGAGGCUUUAAGUAUGCUCCAGCUGUUGGCGAGAUGCUGGCUGGGAUGGUCCAAGGUCAUGACCCCAUUCAUGACCUAAGUCCCUUCAGUGCUGCUAGAUUUGCCAAUUUAAAGCGAAGCUCCCCUGUUAGUAAAUACUGACAAAUUAUUGUGGGUUGAAGAGGUUCCUGUCCUGAAAAACAAACUUAACACUAAAACUAGAACAAUAAUUGUAGAAAAUAGAACAGAAACUUUUAUAAGGCUUUCUUAGUGAAUACCUGUGCUAAACCAUGGCUUACAGUAUGCAGAAGAAAAGAAUAAUAAUGAAUUUUAAAUACAGUAGUUAGAGUAUAUUAAAAAAUUAGUGUAGGUGAGAUUAAGAACAAAUUUUGGGGCAGCUUGGAUAAAUGAGAUGUAUUUCUAGGGGUAUUAGUAUAUAUCAAAGGUAACAUAGAUAGGUCUGUUUGGUAGCAGCUCAAGGGAAGUAUCGGAUAUUCAUUUCAAAUAGUUUGUAAGGGUAACAAUAAAGAAUAACUACUGGAUAUCAUAGUAACUUGCAGUAACUCAAACCAAAUAUGAAAAGUGAAAAUAUGAAAAGUUCUAAAGGAAUUCCUUUCAGUACUUACACUUUUUACACACAGGAAUUCUGUAUAGCAAGGGUUAUUGCCCAAGCAUCAAAAUUAUGAUAGUAUUUAUAUGUACUCUAAGUACAUGUAAAUACCAUCAUGAUUUACUGUAAGUAAACUAUCAACCAUAGUGUUAUUGCAGCAUUUCCUUAAGGACUUGCUAAUGCCAUUUGAUGGUGAGAUUCUGUCCAUUAAUGUAGAAUCAACAACAGUUACUGAAUAUAAAAAGAAUAUUAAUUUCACUGUUGUUGUUACAUAAUUUAUCAUGCAAAUUCACUUCCAUGCUAGACAGUUUAUCAUUUCUGUACAUAAGUUCAUUCAGCUUUUUAAAUACACGGAAACUAAAGACUAAUAUGACUAUUAUAGAUUUUUAACUAGAAUAUACUAAAGCUAUAUCACACACAAUUAUUACCAUGUUAUUUAAUAGUGCCAUAAUAUUGUUUUAUUUGCGAGACUGAUACCUAAUGUAAACUGCUUUACUAGAAUAUAUAUUUUUA
This is a messenger RNA of Penaeus indicus, 2209 nucleotides long. RefSeq names its product peroxisomal sarcosine oxidase-like. The record is from RefSeq and is a predicted model, not a curated record. Bases 94 to 1248 code for a protein of 384 amino acids. Gene Ontology annotation, molecular function: L-pipecolate oxidase activity; flavin adenine dinucleotide binding; sarcosine oxidase activity. Gene Ontology annotation, cellular component: peroxisome. NCBI's taxonomy places the organism in Eukaryota, Metazoa, Arthropoda, Malacostraca, Decapoda, Penaeidae. The transcript has 10 exons.